Messenger RNA from Orussus abietinus, 12284 nucleotides. RefSeq names its product potassium voltage-gated channel subfamily H member 2 (gene sei). Gene Ontology annotation, molecular function: inward rectifier potassium channel activity. Gene Ontology annotation, biological process: potassium ion transmembrane transport; membrane repolarization during action potential. The coding region runs from base 3465 to 7520 and encodes 1351 amino acids. The transcript is spliced from 22 exons. The record is from RefSeq and is a predicted model, not a curated record. Gene Ontology annotation, cellular component: membrane. Lineage: Eukaryota; Metazoa; Arthropoda; Insecta; Hymenoptera; Orussidae.
UGCGAAAGGGUCGCGGCGGACAUUGGAGGAGAUGAGGCGCUUGGGCUUGGUUCUCUUUUUUUCGCGAGGCGUAGUCGCGGAUCCUUGAUGAAAGGGGCCCCGGUAAAGGAGGACCGUUGUUCCUAGGACUGCCUUUUCGGACCGAGAACGAGAAAGAGGUCCUUGAGGAUUUCUUCGUUCCCGAGGCGACUGGUCUUCCCGUGAGGAGUGUUUAAAUGGUCCGAGUUCUCGGAGUCACCGACCUGGAUAUCCCUGGGUUUGGAUCGACGUUGAAGGGUGAUUUUGGAUGCUGAGGAAGAAGGACCCCGCGUGGACGUGAAACGGUGUGGGUGAAGGAGGAAGAGUAAGAAACGGUUCGACUCCCACGCGACGGCGACGAGGGCGGCUAAGGAAACUCGACUCCAUAAUAAAUUGGAAACGCCUAAUCCGUAAGGAAGGGACCUCGUGGACGUAGCUCGAUGCAGGUGCAACGAGAUGGAGCGAAGAAGAGACCUUUCCACCGAAGCUUUUUCCAGACAUCACUUCAUCUCUUGAUCUAGAAGGAUUUGCUUUCGUACAAGAUUCGUAGCAGGAAAAGACAAAGGACUCCCAUUUCCGAGAUUCCGCCUCGACUACAAAAGCCUCGCGUGAGAUCGACCUGGACCUGCUCGAAGGGAAGGACGGAACUAUACAACGUUAUUUCUACUCGACGCGACUUCAUCCAUCGGUAGCACUUUGCUACGUUUCCUCGCAAAGGGGAACGCUAACCUCUUCAACGCUUUGCAACGAAUUUCCUAGAAAAUAACCCUAAAGUCGGAGUCUUGAAAACGUACGCAACAACAACAAAAGAGAGAGUAGAAUUCCCCGUGAACCUUGAGGAACGUCUUCUGAGGACUGCGUUGCAUCGGAUUAGCGGAUUAGUUGAUUAGCGGAUGAACGAGGCGGCCGAAGUCAUACUUAGCGAGACAAAGAAACGGCGAACGUAGAUGUAGGACUUGAAGAAAUGCCUUGCAGGGACUACACGGUACCGUUUAGCUGGUCUUUUCUACUCGAACGUUGAAUCAUUUUCACCGACGUAACUUCUUCUCGUGGUUCUGGGAUCAAAUGAAGUUGCCCGGGAGUUCCGUGGCGAGAUCGGCGGCGACAGGAUCAUCGGUCGAGGUCGAAGGACGAGGAGACGAUGCUAGGACGACUCGUCCGAAGAGAAGGACCCGCUGACCGAAUCCGGGACGCCCAUCGCGCCAUCAAGGGACACCCUUGGGACGUCCCAAAGACGUCCCUGCGAGCUCCGUGCGAUCCCGACAGCCUGGCUCUUUUGUUCCUCAGGACGGAAACUCCGACUGCAACACCACGUGCCUUCUUCAGCCUCUAAGCUUGCUGCGAACGCACCCAAGAGCCUGGUCCAGGACCCGCGGAUCGGAUGCACGUCGCGAUCUCCUGUCGAUGUUCCUAGCUGAUAAACACCUUCGGUUAACCCUGAAGAGGACCCAUCUCGGUCGUCGAAGCUCGACCCUCGAUCCGGGAAAUGGUGGACCAUGUCGCCGAUGAACGUCUGCUGGGGUUCCGUGAGAACUCCUACAGCCUCGACGACGUCUAGGGACUAUCCGGGCGGCAACGAAUAUAUACCUCGGGUGGGGGAUUCUAGGGAUAUUUCAUAGAUUUUAGGCACUGUCGGGAAAGGAACUCUUCUCGGACUCUCCGCGGAGGGAACUUUUUCGCGGCGGCGAAACGGAACUUCUAUCGAAGUCUGGCGGUGGUUUGGGGGAUAUUUUGUACUUCGGCUUUAAGCGACGGAGUUCUGCCCGCGGAUCUCUCUGUUGGCGACGACUUGACGCGCUUCUGGUUCCUCUCGGGGCUCUGAAGAGGGAGAAGAUCGGUUUUGCAGAAAUGCGAGGAGCCUCGCGACGCUUCGCGGAUCCCAAAGUUGGAAGACUCGGGAUCUCGGCGAGGAGCCUUUUGCCCGCCUCGAAAGACUUUCCGAGGUCCCUUCCCGAAGACGCCGAGCCGGUCCUGCUGAAUUGGAUAUUCCUGGGGAAGCUGCCGAGGAUGGCGCGAGACUUCCUUCUGGAUCGCUUCGAUAGGCUUGAAGUCUAGGCCGGAUACCGUACCUAAUCUCGAAUUCCUUUAAUCGACCGACUUUUUCGGGGUUCUUCGACGCUGGAAAUGGACUCGUACGAUUGGUCCAGAGCGACCUGUUCCCCUGUUCCCGGAGUCCAGGAUUUCAAGGGUACGCGAGGAAACGACCAGCAGCGAGCAGAGACCUAGUCAAGUCUCGUGAUAAUCGCUUGAGAAGAGGAACAUGUGGAGGACGGAAAGGAGGGAGGCGACUGAAGGAACCGAAGAACCUGAAGAAAUCCCUAGGAAGGGAGAACCCGUUCAAGGUCCCUCGAUCGGGGCCGAAAGCUGUCGAGCGACGUCCGUUUCGAAGCUGUUCCCUUGCAAGCGCUCGUGUCCCGUCUUCAAAGGAGUCGAAGGAAUCGAGGGAAGUUGAAGAGGAACCCGAGGAACCAACCACGCCGAUCGAAGUGUUAAGUCCUCGGGUCUGACCCCGGCGUUUGACCCUGCGGUCGGCACGGUAGGAGCGUGCAAGCUCGCCUUAUCGGCGCGCUAUCAGGACGCGAUCCAGCGAAACUUCAUCGGAAGGAACCUCGGUGCGGUUCCCCGGAGGGAACCGGCCGUCGAGCGAACUCUACGUUCGCAAACUCGCUCGAAAGCCGAGGGGCCGACUUUCGAUUUCCUCAAGAAAAGUGCGAGAAACGAGGCUCUCUUCAGGGGGCGCGGAAGAAGCCCUUGGGAGAUCUCCAUUGAAGCUUGACCGCUUCACCGAAACGCUUUAUUAGAGCUUCCUUAGCGAGAGCGCCUCUAGCGGAAGCUUAGGCGCGAUAACGCUUAUCGGUGGCCGCGGGAUAGGCUCGAAAGCUCCCAGAAAGCGCGAGAGGUCGACCGACGAACUAUGCAACGAAUCCACCUUCGCUGAGCUUUUCCAAGGGAGGUUUCUUCCUCUAGCUCGGACGCCCUUUUGCAAGCUCUCGCUCCCUGUCUCUUGCUCUCGCGAUAUCUCUCUCUCUCUCUCUCUCUCUAUCGCUCUCUCUCACCUCCACGGCCUACCACGGAAGUAUCGCCUAGUGCUUUCCGCAAAUUGUGCUCAAACUCGUGCUGUGCUUUUUUCUACGGUGUAUAUACACGUUAUAUAUACAUAUAUAAAUAUAUACAUACACACACAUAUACGUACCUAUACAAGUAAUAAGUAUAAGUAGUGCGCACUCCGGUAGUGGGUCCGGUACGCGAGGUGGGUGCCUGCUUGGGUUCGUUCGGGUACUCGUGACGAUAUGUACCAGUGAUAAGUGUGCAAUGGUACGGAGGCUGUAGCUGUACCGUGAUAGGCAAGCUAAGCCCCGGUGAUAGGUGGUAGGUGACAACGCCGGUGGAUCGCGGAGCUGGGAAUAGAGUGCUGAGAGACCCAGGACUCUGGGAAGAGACUUGAGAUGCCUGUUAGACGAGGCCACGUGGCACCUAGAACGACUAUCAUCGAGACUAUCAUCAGGAAAUUCGACACGCAUGAUCGCAGCUUUUUGGUGGCCAACGCGCAGCAGGGACUAUGCCACAUAAUCUAUUGUUCGGACGGGUUCUGCCGGCUGACGGGCUUCUCCAGGGCAGAGGUGAUGCAGCGCCCGGCGGUUUGCGAGUUCCUCCACGGCCCCAUGACGUCGCCACAUGCGGUUGCCGCCCUGCGCGACGCUCUCGUCGCAGGCGUCGAGAAGCACUUCGAAAUACUCUACUACAGGAAGGAUGGGACAAAGUUCCUCUGCAGCGAGGUAAUAGCGCUGAUCAGGAGCGAGGUGGACGAUAUUUGUCUGCAGAUCAUAAACUUCGAGGACCUGAGCGCUCAGCCUCCUCCUCAGCCCGCCAUCCCGCCACCAAGCCACGCCAACAACAGGCUCGUUACCCGCUUCGACAGGGCAAGGGCAUCCUUCCGAGCCGGACUCUCAAGGACUGGUGUCGUAGGACCUUCAAGAGUCAGAAAUCGACCAAGGACGUCUGCGACCUUGCCUCAUCGACUUCCUGACGGGACCAUCCUCGACGAGGAAGCCUCCGAAAAUUGCCCUUUAACAUGCGGUUCGCCCACCAUGAUGGAGUCUUGGGGUCCCGGAAGCGCGGGGGCGCCACCGGUGCCGCAUCCGGUACCGGCGGGAGCCAAUGGCGGCGCAACGGCCGGCGCCGGCGUCGUUCAACCGGGUACCACGGCGCCAAUCGCGAGCCCCGAGGGUGUCAGCGACGUGUCGCAAAAAUCGGGAAUCUGGGAAGGCCCCAUGAACUCGUCGUCGAAUGGCGCAGCGGAGGGUCCCUCGAGGAGCGUGUCGCACGCGGCGAGUUUGGACGCCAUCUCGCGGCGGGCGGUGAAACCGGAGAUGGCGCGGGCGCCAUGUCGCAGCCUGACCUGCAGCGUCUCGGCGAAGCACUCGAAAAUCUUUCCGGGCGUCGCUUCGGAAAGCGACUUGCAAAGAUGGCGGGCCUCGAAAGACCGGAAGUCGCCGUCGCUCAGUCAAAUGGGACAAGAUUCCCUCAAACACAAGUUCUCGCUGCAGGACAAUGGAUCCGCAAAGUAUUUCCAAGGCGCCAUGCAUACGCCGAACAUGGGGGAAAAAGUCGCCCAGGUUUUGUCCCUUGGUGCCGAUGUCCUUCCCGAGUACAAACUACAAUCACCACGCAUCAACAAGUGGACCAUUCUGCACUAUUCCCCCUUCAAGGCAGUCUGGGACUGGGUGAUCCUGAUCCUCGUGAUGUACACCGCCAUUUUUACACCGUACGUCGCAGCGUUUCUGCUUUCCGAGCCUGACUACACCACGAGAAAGUCGAAGAAGUACGGCGACGACCCAAUCGUCAUCAUCGACCUGAUAGUCGACGUCACCUUCAUCGUCGACAUCCUCAUCAACUUCCGCACGACCUUCGUCAACAGCAACGACGAGGUCGUGUCGCAUCCUUGGAAGAUCGCCAUCCAUUACCUGAAAGGCUGGUUCGUCAUCGACCUCGUAGCCGCCAUUCCCUUUGAUCUUCUGCUUUUCGGCUCCGACACUGACGAGACUACGACGCUGAUUGGUUUGCUGAAAACCGCACGGCUUCUCCGAUUGGUCAGAGUGGCGCGAAAGAUCGAUCGCUACAGCGAAUAUGGCGCCGCCGUGUUGCUCUUGUUAAUGGCCUCCUUCGCGCUAAUCGCUCAUUGGAUGGCCUGUAUCUGGUACGCGAUCGGCAACGCCGAGCGGCCAUCUUUGAAGAGCAAAGUCGGCUGGCUGGAUAUCCUCGCCAACGACACGCACCAGUUUUACACACAUAACAACACCGGGGGACCGAGCAUCAAGAGCCGUUACGUCACGGCCCUGUACUUCACGUUCAGCAGUUUGACCUCCGUAGGGUUCGGCAAUGUGGCGCCCAACACCGACGCCGAGAAGAUCUUCACCAUCAUCGUCAUGCUGAUUGGAUCUCUAAUGUACGCCAGUAUCUUCGGAAACGUCUCGGCUAUCAUCCAGCGACUUUACAGCGGCACUGCUCGGUACCACACCCAGAUGCUGAGGGUCAGGGAGUUCAUCAGGUUCCACCAGAUCCCAAACCCGCUGAGGCAGCGCCUGGAAGAGUACUUCCAGCACGCGUGGACAUACACCAACGGCAUCGACAUGAACAGCGUUCUGAAGGGGUUCCCCGAGUGCCUCCAGGCCGAUAUCUGCCUCCAUCUCAACAGAAAUCUGCUGAACAACUGCAAAGCCUUCGAAGGAGCCAGCCCUGGCUGUCUGAGGGCCCUCUCGCUGAAGUUCAAGACGACUCACGCGCCGCCUAGCGACAUCCUGGUACACCGAGGCGACGUGCUAACCUCUUUGUACUUCAUCUCCCGGGGGAGCAUCGAGAUAGUCAAGGACGACAUAGUGAUGGCCAUUCUGGGGAAGGACGACAUCUUCGGGGAGAAUCCUUGCAUAUACCCCACAGUAGGGAAGUCGUCCUGCAACGUUAAGGCCCUGACUUACUGCGACCUGCACAAGAUCCACAGGGACGAUCUGCUGGACGUCCUUGCCCUCUACCCGGAGUUUUCCAACCACUUCAGCCAGAACUUGGAAAUUACUUUUAACAUGAGAGACGAGGAACAAGCAGGAGUCGACCCAAUGUCGGCAAGGUUCCCGGUCAGCACCCCAACAGACGUCGAAGUUGAUGCCAGGAGAUUCGCUUUCCGUCCACCAAGAUAUCGCCGAGGUCCUGGCACCAACCUGAUACCCACCGGUCGUCAGGACUCUUUUCAGGACGAUCAAGACGACUAUGAGCGAGGAAGUGGUCACGGUAUCUUGGAGUUCAACACGGACAAGGCUGGCCAGGAUGUAACUCCUUUGAACCUGGAGUUCGACGAGCCGAAGCAAAGGAGUUCCACCUUGAACUCGAUAACUGGCAUGCUAACCCAUCUCAAGCGCAGCAUUCCGGACCUUCGCCAUCACAAGAUUCAUCUGCAGCCAUUGACCAGUCACGACUAUCUCGCGAAGCAAAUGACGACACCCUUGACGAGGCCAGCCAGAAGGAGUUCGGCUGCUGGGGAGAGCAGCCUCAGCCAACAUGCUGCGCAGCCUGCCUCAACGACGUCCAGCCAUUACACGACUCCAUCGCCACCUCAGCAACCUCAUUCUCAUGGAGAUUUCCAGAGUGGGCCAGGACGGCCGCUGGAAGAGAUCAACGUCAGGAUAGAUCAGCUGUCCAGGCAGGUUUCUUCGUUGGAAAACUCGAUGGCUGGCGACAUCAGGCUGAUCCUGGCGCUGCUCCAGCAGACCCUGAACUCAUCCCGAGAUAAUUCCAGCAUCGAGAUGACGCCAGGAACGGCUCCAGCAGGACCGGCCAGACCUGGUGGAAGAGCACCCGCGUUAGUUCAGAGAUCCGCCAGCGAGCCGCAACCUCCGACGGCGCCACCAUCGUCCAAUGGGAAUGGCAAGAUUCAGCCCAGCACUUCCCAUGGCUUGUUCAGGCCCCCGACGCGGGAGCCGACGUCCACCUCCUCGGGGACCUCGAGGCUGACCGUGACCUCGGACACCUCCGCCCUGGCCACUGCUCUGCAGACUGCCCUAAACGGCCGGGCGGCGCCCACGAGGUCGCAGAGUCAGCCCGUCGACCUGGCCGUGCCUGCUAGUGCGCAGGCGCACCAACCGCACGCCUGGCACAGCCAGCCCGCCGCCUUCCGGCGCGGCGAGUUCAAGACUGGGUACAGCUCCUUCAACAAGCGUUCGGAGCCGGACACCGAAGACCCGUGGAGCUGCGUGGUGCCGGUGCCGGAGAGAAGCGUACACCAGCGCCCUCGCAGCGGCGACUCGCGGAAGGAUUCGGCCAACCACCGAGGCUCGAGCGAGCUGUCGGGCAACCAGCGCUCGGAGGGCCGACCCUCGGACGGACAGAGUGCCCAGAGGCAGGAAUCCUCGCGCCAGGCCAGCGAGGAUAUCUCCUGGGAGUUCGCGAUAAACGAGGCGCCGAUCGCGAGGCUGGAGUCCCUCGACGAGCUGGACCAGGAUCACGGCAGUUAAAGGGACUCCAGCUCGGUCAGGGAGGUCUCCCGACGCGGGGUUCCUGUCGCGGGCGAGGGGAAACAGAUAUUUAAAAACAUACUGCCUUUAUUGGUAGGCUAGAAGCUAUAGUCGCACGGACAAAACUUGGCUGUGGUCGUCGCCAUUUCUUUUAUUCGUUCCAUUAUCAUUUUUUUCUUUUUUUUUUCCCCUCUUUUCUAAUGGCGGCUUUAACGUGUCGCGCUCGAAGGCGGAAGAACGGAGUGGGGCGUACCGGUUGAUCGGUCCUGGCGAAACUUUGGACGACGUCGCGACGCCUCGAUGUACUCGCCCCCUCUUUCUAUUUCGGCUUUAAUUCUACGGACAUUCGUUGUUAACCAAUCUGAGCCUUGUUUGGCUGACGAGCCUUCGUCGGGCCACGGGCUGGGAUCGAUCGAUCGGUGGCUCGGUCACAUCAAACCGCGAGGAAAUCAGGGAAAAGGAGACUGUAUACUUGGGAAACGACUCACGGUCCGAACGGGAUUGCUCGUUGCUGAGGGGAGGAAGUGGAAGGGAAGAACCUAACCCUAAAAUUCGAAUUCGAUGUUCCGAGAAAUUGCGCGCUCGCUCGGGCGGACCGAACCUUUGAUUUAUCAAGCUUUUGUUGUUGUCCUCGGCUCGACGUCGAGCCACGGAGCACCGUGCCUUCUUUUUAUUCGGAGUCUCGAAACGUUUACACCUUCGUUCACGACUGAAAUUGUAUAAUAUAGGGUUUUCUACGGGGAUUCGACAUUCUUUCCGCGGUGGGCGUUCGGCUUAGGGGAGUGAAAUUGAGACCCGUCUUGUUCGAUCGCGAAACCAAUACAAACCAAAACCAAAAGGGUUAACCAAUUCACUUCAUGGCCGAUGGAAUGAGAGCAUGCUUCGAGAUACGCGAGACAGGGCUUCGAGGUACGCAAAAGUCAGAUCUUGCGAGCGGGAGAGGGAAACAGUACGGACGCUCGCGUCGCGACAAACGACGUCUUUUUUAGAGCUAAAUAAACGUUAAGCGUUUAUGGUCCGGACACGCUCGUCAACUUUUAAACGCAAAUUUCUGUAAACUGGUAACCCCGCUAAAGUGGCAACAAACGCACAUUAUCGUUUGAAAUUAAGCGUUCAGCUCAUUUUAUUUUUGCAUUUCUGCAAUUGGUCACUAUUUUUUUUUUUCGUCCAAACCUUGCACCUUCUAUGGCGAUUAAUUUAAAUUUCAAUAAAUUCAUUGAAUGGAAUUAAAUACGGUGUAAGAAUGAUAUGGAAUCUUGAGAUAAAAAUCAUGAGUUAGAAUGAAUUGCUUUUGGAGCAGAAUGUUCAUUUUGGUAUAACGCAAAGGAGAGUGGAACGUGGAACGCAGUAAAAUGCGUUUGCGUCUGGGAGCGUGUCCGAUCCAUUAACGGUAACGCAUUCGAAGACAGCAGGACGGUAACUGCAAGGCAUUAGUUCUUAGUAACUCCGCAGGAGUGCGCUCGGCCCGGUUCCCCCACUUCGGAAACAUAUGCGCGCCUAUUGACUCCCCACUCCUGUUGGUCCCGCAGUGGCGUCGUCACGCGGGGGCAAUCGGACUGAGCGCUCCCGUCACGGGCCCAGGGAUUAUCAACAGUGGCGUGCCUAGAAAAGUGUCCUGGGGACAGGUUAUCGGAAACUAUUCCUUUCCCAAUACUCGUUAAUACAUGAGACAUAUAAACUGAAACAAAAAAGGAACGUUUAGACAGUCGUGGAGGGGGUUCACAUCCCUAAUAUCUCCCUCGUGGCACGCCAUUGACUAUCGGCGCCACCUCUAUUAUUAUCACCGUUACAUUGACUGUCAUUACCGACUACUAUUGCGACUAUCAUUUACCACCGUUAUCACCGUUAUGAUUAUUAACGCAAUUGUUGAUAUCACCAGUGCCGCGCGUGAGGGACGGAUCCUCGCAAGGGUUAUUCAAUAUCGAAUCUCGGGAUGGAACUUAUAUCGACGUGUUAUAUGCCUAUGCAAUAAUACAUACACGAUAAACCUACGUUUACAUGCGCGGGCAUAAGUACGUUUUUUUACACGACAUCUCGAAUCACUUUCUCGUGCGCACGCGGAUUCUCCUUCCUCGAUUCUUUCCUUUCCGGACGCGCCACGGCGAAGCCCUUGGUCCAGGCUCGGAGUUCAUUUUCUUAACUAUUUAUUUAAUUAAGACAUUUAUCGACUUGCCGGGGGAGUCGCCAUUGUCGGCCCGAAGCGUCGGUUCUCGUCGUUUAGGUUACGUUCGCACCUUGGGUUCCGCUUCUUCGAGUACACGCGUCGUCCAGGUCGCCGCCAUUCCGGUCCCGCGUUCUCGUUUUAAUUCAGUAUUUCUAGAGAGUAACUUCGACGUAACGAUAUUAUUAAUAAUGGUAAUCAUAGUCUAACGACGGUUAGCAAGAUGGCGGGGGAGCAGAGAAGCGCGCGAUACACCGUCGGCUUAUUAAACAGAUUAAAUAGCGAAGUCUAUUUCUAGUCCGCGCAGCUCGUGGUUGCACUUAGAUAAUGAGAAAACGUAAAAAAAAAGAGAGAGAGAGAAGAUAAUAAUAAUAAUACUGGCGCGACCGGCGAGGUUAGGGAUUUUCGAAAAGGGGGCGGUGUGCUCUUUGCGUCCCCACCACGAAUUACGAAUAUAGGAUCCGCCCGAUUUUCGGACCCCGGGGCGAAUCCCAGUUUUUGGGCCUCGGGGCCUUCGAAGCCUCUCGAAAGUCCGCCUCGCCGGUCUCGAGUUUAAAUAUGCAUCUCGAUCGCGCUGCUGUAGUUUGGCCGAGCAAAACGUAGCGCAAAGGGACGACGAGGAAGAUACCGCGGUUCCGCGCUCGCAAAGCGACGCGCCGCCCACGUGGUACGAGCAUGACGCAUUGUAGACGUACUUUUUUCGAGGUAUGAGGGAAGUUUUCCACAUUUUUCAAGAAACAUAGUAAACACACGCUUCUCGAGAGCUCGGCGCGAAGGGGAUGUGAGAGAAGCGUGCAUGGCGGCCAAAAUGGCGGGUGGGAAGCUGCGCUUCGAGGAGCCCGAAAUCGAGGAGCAAUUAACGGGAAUUUACGUCGAAUAAUCUGCCGAAAUGACAAUGACGGAGGUUUUAAAUUUCCCGAAACAUUGAAGAUGAAUAUUGCCCUCGAGAAUGGCGUCGACGUGUUCUGAGAAAAUUGCUCUUCGGUGGACUCGGGCCCGAACCUGGAGGGGAGGCGCGAUUUAGGCUUAAGGGGAUGUCAAAGUGGCAUCCGAAGGGUCAAUUAUUCAAGAAACUUUUCUUCGAAUUGUGUGUGUCGAAUUGCCUCAAACUAUACAACGUGUACGUGGAGGCUAUAAGGAAGGUGCCGGCACUCUUGAAAUUCCCUUUUCUAUGACAAAUUUUAAAUGUAUCUGUGAAGUCCUUUUAAAAAAAAGAAAUUGAAACUUCAUGAGUUUCAGGACCUCCCUUGUACCCUUCGUGUUUAUAUUGUUAAGUUUGAAUCGAUUCGGUACACCCAGUUUGGAGAAAAGUUUCACGAACGAGAACUCUCUCCCGCCACUUUAGCAUCGCCUUAAGGGUAAGGAUUAGAGCGGUUGUCGCCAGAGGAAGGAUAUAAGAAUAAAUCAGACUGUUAAUUUAGUUCUGGCGCUACCUUCAGAUGCUUACGUACGCGAGACCAGGCUCUGCCGGACGUCCCGGCGUCGGCGUCGAUACGCCGAACCGUCUCGAAUUUAUCGCAGCGACUGCACAGCCGUCUCGCGAAAUUGCGCGCGUAAUUCGAAUUUUCUUACAAGAUUUUCAAAGUCCCUCCCUUGUCUGCUAGAUUCACGCCUAAAACAGUAGGACCUCAUGAAACGCAAUCCCACCUCUCGAGACGAGAGGCCUUCUCCCGAGGCUUUGAAAAAGCCAUCCUUUCUCUUCACUUUUCACUGACCUUGGCGAUCGCGAUUCGACGAGAAGAGCUCGAAGAAACCUCGAGUGGUGGCUUCGGCUUCGGCGAACCGAAGGCUCGAGGGCACUCGGGAGUGACGUUAACACCGAUAAUGAGGACAUUAACAAAUUCGUAGGACGUUAAGGGUAUCUGGCGAAGGGAACUCGAGGACUUCCGGAACCGAUCGGCGCGAAGCCACGAUCCAUCGAUGUACAUUGUAGACUCGAAUGCGGCCGGCCGACGGGUCGGCCAUCUCUCUCGCAUUAUAUUAUUAAGGCGCAUUGUUCUGUAUAUAUGUACGACCUAUAGUAUUUGAAUUGCACGAAUUGUACGGCGAGCGCACUCGUUUGUAACACGUACGGAGGGGAGGAUAUUCGAUUAUGAGAGAUCUCGCGACGGCUCCAUCUUGGCUCCUACCGAGGCCUCGGUCAGCCGCCAUCUUGAUUUCGCGAAAACACUCUAAAAGUUAUAUUUAAAUUGUUUUUUAUACUGUAUUCGCCUCUUCUACUGACUAAUUUCUCCUAACAAUUACCUUAUAGUGAUAUCCAAAUUCCAUUUCCUUGCGGUUUAUCAUUCAAUCUGGAAGAACUUUGCAUUUAUUUAACCGUUUAACUUUGGCUUCAUCGAUCGUAGUAACUGGAGUUUGGGAUAAGUAUGUUAAUAUAUAAUGUGACCGGUUCACGGGACUCUGGAUUUAGAUGUCUCAUUUUUUUUGUUGAUAAAUUAAAUGAUUAAGGCUGUCACUUUGUUUAAUAUGGCGGUCAGGACGCAACGGUAGGAGCGGCGAUGGUUCCUCCUGUGGUGACGGUCAUGCCACGUUAUGUAUCUAUAAGUUUUUUCAUAUAUUGCAUAAAAUAUGUUUAUUACAUAUUUUCACUAUGUCUAUCGAGA